UUCAGGUACCAAACCAAACUUCUUCUCCAGAACAUUACCCCCCCUUCCCAAAAUAUGGUUAAUGACAGUUAUAGAAAUAGAAACAAAAAUAAAACAGCAGAAAAAUGCUUCUGCUUCAUCACAAAAUUCCUCUUCCCUUCCACCGUCAAUCUCUCCUCUUCAACCCCAAAAUCAUCCCCAGAAAACUAAUAAUCCCAAUUCACUCCAUGUCCACUUCAUCUUCACAAACAACUCAUCAACAGUUGGACCAACAGCAAGAAGAUGAAGAAAAACAAGCUUUAUUAUUAGCGCAAGUCUUGAAAUACCACAAAGAAACGAAACACUCUUUCACAAACUACGCUCGUGGCCCUCGUGGUCUUGAUUGGGCCAAUCAGCCCAACCCUUUUCGCCGUUACGUUUCUUCUCCACUCAUCCCUCUCUUACACUCUCCAUUUCCGGAUGAAUCAUCUCCUCUUUACUCCUCACUUUUCAAGACUCUCCCUUUUCCAAAACCCAUUUCCCAUUCCACAAUUUCUCAGUUUUUUUAUUAUUCUUUAGCCUUAUCUGCUUGGAAAUCUACUGGGUUUUCAACUUGGUCCCUUCGGGUAAACCCUAGUAGUGGAAACCUUCAUCCAACUGAAGCUUAUAUUAUUUGUCCACCUGUUGAAUCAGUGUCAGAUAAAGGUUUUGUGGCCCAUUAUGCUCCAAAAGAGCAUUCUUUGGAAAUUAGAGCUCAAUUUCAAUCUGGGUUCUUCACAAGAUUCUUCCCUGAAAAUUCUUUCCUUAUUGGAUUAUCAUCUAUUUUUUGGAGAGAAGCUUGGAAGUAUGGUGAAAGGGCAUUUAGGUAUUGUAAUCAUGAUGUAGGUCAUGCUAUUGCUGCUGUUUCAAUGGCAGCAGCAGGGCUUGGAUGGGAUGCGAAGGUUCUAGAUGGAUUGGGUUAUGAGGAGUUGGAGAAGUUAAUGGGCCUUGAAAUUUUUCCCAAGUUUAAUAUCCCGUCUCGGCCAGUGAAGGGGACAAUGCCUGAGAUCGAAUUUGAACAUCCGGAUUGUGUUCUUUUGGUUAUUCCUAGUGGUGUGAAUGAAUUUGAAGUGGAUUAUAAGGAGUUGAGUAAUGGUAUUUCGGAGCUUUCGGGUUUGGAUUGGAAUGGCAAGCCUAAUGUGCUUAGUAAAGAGCAUAUUUGUUGGGAUAUCAUAUAUAGAACAGCUGAAGCAGCGAAAAAGCCAUUAACAAUGUUUAAUGGAUCUGUAGUUGAUCCAUUUCAGAGAAGUGGAACAAUCAGUGAAAGCUCUUAUAAGGAUUUAAGUUUAAGGGAAUUGGUUAGAAAGCGUAGGAGCGCGGUUGAUAUGGAUGGUUUUACCGAAAUGGCAAACGACACAUUUUAUCAGAUAUUGUUGCAUUGUAUGCCUUCUGGUUCUUGUGACGGGGAGAAGCAUGCUAGGCAAUUGGCAUUGCCAUUUAGAUCACUUGCUUGGGAUAGUGAAGUCCAUGCUGCUCUGUUUGUUCAUAGGGUUGUUGGCUUGCCUAGUGGAUUAUAUUUUUUGGUAAGGAAUGAGAACCAUUUGGAUGAUCUUAAGAAAGCUACUAGAGCUGAGUUCAAAUGGGUGAAACCAGAUGGUUGUCCUGAUGAUCUUCCUCUGUAUGAGCUGGCAAGAGGCGACUGCAAGGAGCUUUCAAAACGAUUGUCAUGCCAUCAGGACAUUGCUAGUGAUGGCUGCUUCAGCUUGGGUAUGAUUGCUCAUUUUGACCCCACUUUGCGCAACAAGGGUUCUUGGAUGUACCCGCGGUUAUUUUGGGAGACAGGAGUUCUGGGCCAAGUUUUGUAUCUUGAAGCGCAUGCAGUUGGCAUCUCUGCAACUGGAAUUGGCUGUUUCUUUGACGAUCCCGUGCAUGAAAUUCUUGGGCUCAAAGGAUCAGAGUUUCAGAGUCUCUAUCAUUUCACAGUUGGAGGUCCAGUUGUUGACAAGCGGAUAAUGAGUCUGCCAGCAUACCCCGGCCCAAGCGUUGAUGCCUGAUCAGAAUAAUACCAAAGGUUGUUUGAUUCAUUAUGUCCAAUUUCACAAACAUAACAAGCUAUUACGCUGAAUUUCACAUGAAUUGUGUAGCAAGAAGGUUUACUGCUCAUAUUUCUUCAGACAAAAUAUGGAGAAAAUAAAAAUUCCUGAAACCUAAAGGUGAAGAAAAAUGAAUGUCUUGAUAUACUAAACUAUAUAGUUAGGAGCCAUAGUUGAACCUCUGUACACAAAUUCCAUCAUUGUACAGAACCAACAUUUUCCUCAAUGGUGAGAACUUGCAUUAAAGUUUUUCUCACUUA
This is a messenger RNA of Nicotiana tabacum (common tobacco), 2290 nucleotides long. RefSeq lists its product as uncharacterized. Gene Ontology annotation, molecular function: oxidoreductase activity. The record is from RefSeq and is a predicted model, not a curated record. Lineage: Eukaryota; Viridiplantae; Streptophyta; Magnoliopsida; Solanales; Solanaceae.